AUGCUGGAGGUCCCGCCAUCACCAGCGCCGUCGUCUCUUACGGUCAAGCGACGUGAGUCUGUACGUAUGAAACGUAUGCAAUUAAUUCUAAAGAAAGCGCUGGAAGUGUCGGUACAUUCGGCGUCACUUGUGGAUCUACGUGCGUGUCUGGAGAGUGAAUGUCGCGGAGAUGAAGAGCUUCUUGGUGCUUUCUUCCCUCCUCCUACACCAGAGAGCUUGGAACAGCAUAAUACGGAAGAAGUAGCAGCACAGGCGGUAAUGAGCUUACGACAAAAGGUUGAGACGAUAUUUCAGUGGCUUUGCGAGACACAUGACGUGGAGACAGAGCUGCUAGAGCUGGAAGAUGUUAUUCGUCAGGCAGAAGACCGACGACUGCAUCAAGUGGAAAAGAAACAGCGAGAAGAAGAGAAAGAGGAGAAUCAGAUGGAGAAAGAGAAAGAAAAGGAUAAGACAACACCGGAAGCUUGGAUUCGAGCAGAACGAUUACGUGCAAAGCAAGAAGAGAAAAAGGAACUCGAGAGACUAGUGGAAGCUUUAGAGACGAAGAAUAAGGAUUUGCAGCGGGUUGUGGAAGAGAAACGACGCCACGCGACUGCAGAUGUACAGCGAAUGCAACGUGCUGCGAUUCAACUGGGGCAAAUGAGUCAUCUUGCGAAGGAUUAUGCCAUAACUCCCUGA
This is a messenger RNA of Peronospora belbahrii, 678 nucleotides long. Lineage: Eukaryota; Oomycota; Peronosporomycetes; Peronosporales; Peronosporaceae. The record is from the annotation of a GenBank genome assembly.